Sungouiella intermedia is the source of this 3534-nucleotide messenger RNA. Lineage: Eukaryota; Fungi; Ascomycota; Pichiomycetes; Serinales; Metschnikowiaceae. The record is from the annotation of a GenBank genome assembly.
AUGGCCGCCGUCACAAGAGUUUGCAAGAAGUGCAACAACACAAUUUUAGAGGCUCAUGCUUACGAGCUUGGAGACGACCGCUGGCAUACCAACUGCUUCAAAUGUCUGGAGUGCGACCUGCUGCUUGGAUGCAACUCCAACUUUUUAGUUUUGGGGGAUGGCAACUUGAUCUGCUCUAAUUGCACCUACAAUUGCAAGCAAUGUGGAAAGAAAAUCGACGACUUGGCCAUUUUGACGGGUGACCAGGCAUACUGUUCCAACUGCUUCAAAUGCCGCGUUUGCAAGCUGAAGAUCGAAGACUUGCGUUACGCUAGAACACUGAAGGGUUUGUUUUGUAUGUCAUGCCACGAGAAGCUCGUAGCCAAAAAGAAGAAGUUCGACAUGAAACGCCGUCAGAUGGCCCAACUUGAACUGCUGCUGCGACCCACCCCGGACCCCGAUUUCAAGGGCCAAAAUGGACAUAAUGGCAAUGUAUCUGCCAACACAUCUGCCGUCAAUACCAGUGGUAUCAGCACUAGCACUGCCAGCCCCGGCUUUAAUGGCUCAGCUCUGAGCCCCAUGGCCUCUGUCUCGCUGCUUCCUUCGGAUAUGUACCUGGUGACCAACAUUAGUCUGGCCUCAUUGUUGAACAAGCAAUUGCCUCCACAGCCUGUUUCUCUGGGCAUGGUACAAGUUGCCAGCAUGGAUACGCCUAUCAUCGGCUCCAACGCGUCAAUCUUAUCGAGCCAUCUGACCUCCAAAGCAUCUGUCUUCGACGAAGGUUACUUAUCUCCACUGACGCCGGCACAGAACACAGUGCCAGGAGCAUUCCCUUCGUCGGCACAGGCUUCAGCCUACUCGGUUCCUUCUAUACAUACCGCCCACUCAACUCAGUCUGUCACUCCUUCUAUGCUGUCCUCCACACAUGACUCCACGACAAACGCAUCCGCGGCAGACAUUGAGGAGGUGAACGACUCUGAUGACGAACUCAAUCUCCGUCGCAUGCGCGAGAAGUUGGAACGUCGUUUUGACCGCGUUGCCAACAAGGACCCCAAAGACUCGAAAGACUCCAAGGACGAUGGUGCCAUAUUGGAUCUCAUUGAUUCAUUUAGUGGACCUAACACCCCGAAUACAAUCUACACGGCUACUGAUCCAGUGGACUCGUCUCUGGCUUUUUCGGUGAGAGUGGAUUCAGAGCCUGCCAAGAAGCCAAUUUCACUCAAGGAGUCCGAGUCCGACAAAACUAAGCUCAAUGCUACCUCCUCCCUUGAUCCAGGCUCGCCUCAAAAGAAUAUCCUCCUUUUAUCCCCCAACCAAUUCCAUGAUCGAGAAUUCCACAAGGCCAAUUCUGUUGCGUCUGAGAUUCAUUCACAAUCCCUUUCUGCUGAAGAUGUCAACCGUCCACGUUCCGCGGCUUCCUCUCCAAUGGCCAAGGCCAAUCGCCAGGCCAGAGUUAUGGAGAUGAAUGACGAGAUCCCCACUAGUGAGAUUUCAACAGACAGUAUUGCAGAGACAAAUCCUUCGUUCAAAACUUACACAGAAACCUCUGCUUCAUUAGAGAAUGGUGCCUCGAACACAUUUUCACAAGCUACUCCCAACGGAAUUGCUCAGUCUCCAUUGUAUGAUAAACAAGGGGACACCUUCCAACCACUCAGCACUCCCAAGAAGUCAUCAGGUGUGGUUCAUCAGAUCUCGUCGCCUCCUCCACGUCUUGCCUUACCUGAGGUACCAUCUACGCCGCAACUGAAGGUUUCACGCGACACUUUCGAACCAAAGGGUCUUGGUCUUGAAGGUGUGGAGCUUCUGCGUCCAAGUCGAAACAUCCCAUCGACCCCAGCUGUCACAAACUUGGAGGACACCAUUGAUGAGGAUUUCCAUGAUGAAGAUGCUCAAACUUUAGGUCGGAAACUGACAACCUCUAGAAGAAAGAUUCUGUUAAAGCAUAAGCGUUCCACGUCCGGAGGCCUGAGCUUCAGCGGGAAGUUUGGCUUUUUCAAGACCAAGGAGGAUGACUCCAAGGGCCAUGUGCGUCGUGUGCUGGAUGGCUCAGUCCAAGGUCUGGCAUUUACUACUCCACCAUUGCCAUUUAGCUCCCCGCUCCGUCAAGGUACUUUCCGCGAUAAUCAUGCUAGAUCCACCUCUGAUACACAAUUCAUUACUCACCCUGAUACUGAGGUCUAUAAGAAUGAGUUGGAAUUGAGAUCUUUGAGAACUGAAAUUUACCAGCUUGAGAACCGCAGACAAAACUUGUUGGCAGAUAAUAUGAAAUACAGUUCUGACAAGAAUAGGAUCCAAGAAGCCAUUAAAGCACUUCAAAAGAGACUCCAGUCGGAUACACAAACUCACGAGGAGUUGUCACAGAAGCUCAAGGAAUUGGACGGCACAAGGAAAUCCCUCAUUGAGGAGAAUGAGCGCCUUGUUGAACAGAAUGAGCGCCUCACCGAACAGAAUAACCAGCUCAAACAACAGAUAUCCGCAUCUCAUUACAACAAUGCUCGCGUUUCUAAUGCUGCCAAUAGGCCAGACAAGGAUGUUCACCAGCGGACAGAUUCUUGGGGCGACACCUUAGACACCGAGAUUCUGGAGGAGAACAUGGAAGCCCAGAAGGCCACCAGACUUAAAUUCUGGCGUAGACCCAAAGCUACCUUGGCUCCUCACUUGGUUAAUACACACGCAGUAUCAAGUCCUCAGCUGCUGGCAGCCCACGGAUAUGGAGGAAAUUCUAGUGCUGGAGCUAACGGAUCUCAGAAUUCUGGAGCCAAUAAGUUGAGUCAAUCGUACUCUUCCAAUGCACUUCAAAUCCCGAACGCACAAAAUGAUGAAGGUGGUACUCGAAAGGCUUUGAAUUCCUUCAUGAGCAAGUCCAGAUCUACAACCAUCUUGGACUCGUUUACUAAUGGCUCAUCCAACGGGCUGGACGUUCCCUUGUUCUCGUCUACCAUCCAAAGAAGAGCGAAUUUUGAGAAUGAGAGAGUUCCGCUAAUAGUUACAAAGUGCAUUGAAGAAGUCGAAAAGCGUGGAUUGGAUAUGGAAGGUAUUUACAGGUUAUCAGGAGGCAGCUCAGCUGUUACUGCUAUCGAGAAUGCAUUUGCGUCGCUCUCUGGAAAUCCAUCGCAAGACAAGAAGCAGAUGAAUAAGUUGAACGAGGUGAUGACAGGGGAUAUCAAUGCAGUGACCAGCGCAUUAAAGCGAUAUUUCAGAAAGCUACCAGAUCCAUUGAUUCCAUAUGCGUUGUAUGAGAACUUCAUCAAAGUGGGCCAGAACACCAAUUCUAGUGUUGCAGAAAGGUGUGACGAGCUCAUCAACAGAGUGCUCAUCCGGUUACCACCGGCAAACCGUCAUGCCUUGUACUUACUUGGAAAGCACCUUGAGGGUGUCAACAAGUAUAAUAACGUGAACAGAAUGAAUUUCAAAAACCUCUCGGUGGUGUUUGCACCAACGCUUGCCCGAGAUGCUUCCGGAGACCGUGAGAUGACUGACAUGGGAGCACGUAAUGAGGCCACCGAAUUCCUCUUGUCCAACUUUGCAACAGUACUGGCAGGCUACGAGGGCUAA